AUGAGUGCUGAAGCUCUCCCCCCUCUGGAGUCGGGAAAGUUUAUUGCAGAGAACAGUCAAGAUGUGAAGGUGUUACCGGAUGGAGUCAAGAAGGCAGCAGGAGUGAUUUUUGAGAGUUUGAGGAAGGGAGACUAUUCUGUAGAACUGUGGAAGGGAGCAGGAGCAACAGAUGGGCACGAGCUCAACCCUAAAGUCAUGGACGAGAAGGCCGUGGACUGGAUCUUUCUGGUGGACACCCUGAACUUUUCCUUUUGGGGUGAAAGUGAAGACAAGAAGUACAAAGUCAAGUACAAGGGUCAAACAUACACGGGGUACUGGUCACUGUGUGCUGCUGUCAACAGGGCCAUGGAGGAGGGUAUCCCAAUCACCAACCCUGGUUACUAUGCAGGCAUGACUGAGAAGGAGCUGGCGUACCUCCUGAGGUCUGACUCAGACACGGACAUGCCCAUGUUACAGGAGAGGGUCAACAAUCUCAGAGAGGCGGGCCAGGUGCUCAAGGAGAAGUUUGAUGGCAGUUUUGUGAACUGUAUCAGGAAGUGUGGAGGCAGUGCACAGAAGCUCUUGUCCCUGGUGGUCUCCAACUUUUCUUCAUACAGAGACGAAGCAGUGUUCAAGGAAAAAACUGUUGCCAUCUACAAGCGAGCACAGAUCCUGAUCGCUGACAUCUGGUCGUGUUUUGAAGGCCAAGGUUACGGCUCGUUUGAUGACAUCAGCUCCAUCACUAUGUUUGCUGACUACAGGAUCCCUCAAGCCCUGCUGUACUUUGGAGCCCUGGAGUAUAGCCAAGCCUUGCUGGACAAGUGCAGUAACAAUCACAUGUUCACAUCAGGGGAGAGGGAGGAGGUUGAGAUCAGGGGCUGUUCUAUCUGGGCGGUCAAGGUCAGUACAGGUCAAAGUGCAAAUCCACAUGAAAACACACAACACAAACUGCCGCAAAAUAGUUCAUUUAAAAAUGUUUUAUUUUACAGGUCAUUGAAAAAACUCCUGGUGAGUACCCUGCACGGCUUGUUACAUCUCCUGAGUUACAAGCUCACCUUCAUCUAUGUUGAGCUGGCAGUCUUUGUCGUUAUAGAAGAGGACUUUCUUCUUGUCGAUUGGUCGAGUGAUGCUUCCUUGGCCAAAAUCACGACAAUGGAAGACAACACAAUGGUGAAAGAAGAGGAUCUGGAGAAGGCGGAAGUGGACGCCAUUUCUACGGCGGCCAAACACGUCGCUAACAUGCUACAGCGGCCGGACCAGCUCGAGAGAGUUGAGCAGUACCGCCGCAGGGUGGCCAGGAAGAAGGCUUCGGUGGAGGCUCGGCUGAAAACCGCGGUGCAGAGUCAGCUAGACGGGGUGAAGACUGGGCUGGGACAGCUCGGGACGGCGCUACAGGACGUGCAGGAGGUCCAAAAGCAGUUGAACGAAGGUGGAAGAGACGUACAAGAAGUGUCACGAGCUGAACGAAAGGUGAAGGAAGUAAAGGCGGUCGGAGCGCGCCAUAGUCAGCUUGCCUCCGCUGUAGAGAACCUCAAACACAUCUUCACUGUACCGGAGACGGUGGAGGAGACCCAACAGUUGAUCAACGAGAACAAGUUGUUGCGAGCCCACAAACUCCUGACGGACUUAGAGACCUCGCGAGACGACCUUCUUUAUGAGAUGCACAAGCUACCAUCCCCCAGCCCCACUGACAAUGCCCUACUGAGGCACUAUUUCGCAGAUGUUGGGAAACUCUCCGAUUCCAUGGCGAAACAACUUUGGUACAGUAUCUCCCGGGCCCUGAGCAUGGUACGGAAGGACCCGACCAUGUUGGUCACGGCAUUGCGUAUCAUCGAACGGGAGGAACGCACAGACAGGGAGAUGCUGCAGAGACAGAAGAUCACAGGCUUCCUUCCACCGGGCAGACCCAAGAAGUGGAGAGAGACUUGCUUCAAGACUUUGGAGGUGUCGGUUGCCACCAGAAUUGAAGGACACCUGCCAGAAACAAGGGACCUGAACAAGAUGUGGCUGGUGCGCCAUCUGGAAAUCACCCGCAAGUACGUCCUAGAAGACCUGAGGGUCGUGAAGGUUAUGUUCCAGCAGUGCUUCCCGCCCGACUACAACAUAUUCCAGCGCAUGGUGAGCAUGUACCACAACGCCCUGUCCGUGCAUCUUCAGGAGCUGAUCUCGGAUGAGCUGGAGUCUAACGAGAUCAUCUCCCUGCUGAUGUGGUACAACACGUACGAGUCAGAGGAACUGAUGGGGAACCCCGAACUGGAGAUCGACACAUCGCAGCUCACACCCCUGCUGACGGAAGAAACCAGAACAAAGCUCCAACAACAGUACCUGAAGACUCUGUACACUAACGUGACGAGCUGGACGAAGAACACCCUGAACAAAGACGUCAACGACUGGCAGCAAGACACGGAGCCAGAGGCGGACGGUGACGGCUACUACCUGACCCAGCUGCCGGUUAUUGUGUUCCAGAUUAUCUGGGAACAUCUGGAGGUGGCCGCACUGGUCAGCCCUCACCUGAAGCUGAGAGUGGUGGACCUGCUACUGGAGUGUGUCCUGCGCUUCACCGAGAAGUACCAAGAGGCCAUCACGACUUACAAGACAACGCAUUUCGAGGAUCGCAGUGGCUCUCUAUUCUUUACUGCCUACAUGAUCGCCAUCAUCAACAACUGUCUCGCUUUCAAGGAGUACACUCAGCAGUUGAAGUCAAAGCAUCUCGCUACCGACGAACUCCGUCGCGCGAGUCAAAAUCCAGGCCGUCAUCGAGCAGUUCAGCGACUGCUGAUCGAGGACGAGAUUUCACGUAUGUUGGCGGCGGACCCGGCAGCUAAGAAUGUGACGGUGAACGCCAUCCUGGUGGACAACUUCCUGUGGGACCUGCGCCGUGCCCGCCGGGCGGACAUGGACAAAAUGCCCUUCCACAGGAUCAGGACCAUCUUCUACUGA
Branchiostoma floridae (Florida lancelet) is the source of this 2919-nucleotide messenger RNA. Its product is annotated as exocyst complex component 3-like. Gene Ontology annotation, biological process: exocyst localization; exocytosis. The transcript is spliced from 13 exons. The record is from RefSeq and is a predicted model, not a curated record. Lineage: Eukaryota; Metazoa; Chordata; Leptocardii; Amphioxiformes; Branchiostomatidae. Gene Ontology annotation, cellular component: exocyst. Bases 1 to 2919 code for a protein of 972 amino acids. Gene Ontology annotation, molecular function: SNARE binding.